GGGCGAGCUAAACCCUCAUCCUUUCUGGUUUCUCAAGUCUCGUAAGCACACAAAUGGGGGCUCUGCGGCUUCCCUCUCUUACAUCCAUUUUCGCCAUCUCGUCUUCCCGUUCGUCGGUGUUUCUCCGCCGUAGCAAGCAGCUCCAUGUUCGGAAAUUCACUGCUACAACCAAAGUUUUCGCCCAGAGUACUCCUGCCACAGAGGUUGCUCCGGCUGAAUCGAACCAGAAGCCGCCAGUUCAGGAACAAGGCAUAACACCUCGUUCUCAGGAUUUCAAUGCUUGGUACCUUGAUGUCAUUUCCAUGGCUGAGCUCGCCGAUUACGGGCCUGUUCGUGGUACGAUGGUUAUUCGACCAUACGGUUAUGCCAUUUGGGAAGCUAUUCAGGAUUACUUGAAUGUUAAAUUCAAGGAGACUGGACAUAGUAACAUGUAUUUUCCACAGUUUAUACCGUAUUCGUUUAUAGAGAAAGAAGCGAGCCAUGUUGAGGGUUUUAGUCCAGAAUUGGCUCUUGUGACUGUUGGAGGAGGGAAAGAACUUGAAGAAAAACUUGUGGUUCGACCUACUAGUGAAACCAUUGUGAACCACAUGUUUACCCAGUGGAUUCAUAGUUAUCGUGAUCUUCCCCUUAUGAUCAACCAGUGGGCAAAUGUCACAAGAUGGGAGAUGCGCACCAAACCUUUUAUUAGGACUCUUGAAUUUCUCUGGCAGGAGGGGCAUACUGCGCAUGCCACUCCCGAGGAAGCAGAAAGGGAGGCGAUGCAGAUGAUUGAUGUCUAUACAAAAUUUUCUUAUGAAGAAGCUGCUAUACCUGUUAUUCCAGGUCGAAAAUCAAGGGUAGAGACAUUUGCUGGAGCAGAUAGAACUUAUACAAUUGAAGCUAUGAUGGGUGAUCGUAAGGCCUUGCAGGCUGGAACCAGCCACAAUCUAGGGCAAAACUUUUCUCGUGCUUUUGGAACACAGUUUGCUGAUGAAAAUGGCCAAAGGCAGCAUGUAUGGCAAACUUCCUGGGCUAUAAGCACCCGAUUUGUUGGUGGUAUCAUCAUGACCCAUGGAGAUGAUGCUGGAUUAAUGCUUCCCCCAAGGUUGGCUUCUAUACAGGUGGUAAUUGUACCGAUUUGGAAGAAGGCUAAUGAAAAGAAUGAAGUUCUUGAUGCUGCAUCGUCUAUCAAAGACGUUCUUCAUACUGCUGGGAUCAAAGUAAAGCUAGACGAAUCUGAUCAAAGAACGCCAGGAUGGAAAUUUAAUUUCUGGGAAAUGAAGGGCGUGCCUCUAAGAAUUGAGAUUGGUCCUCGCGAUGUUUCAAGUAGGAGCGUUGUGAUAUCUAGAAGAGAUAUUCCUGGAAAACCAGGGAAAGUUUUUGGAAUAUCUAUGGAACCUUCAGUUCUUGUACCUUAUGUCAAAGAAAAGCUGGAUGAGAUCCAAUUAUCCCUUUUGGAUAAGGCCAAGUCUUUUCGAGAUAGCAACAUUGUGGAUGUGAGCUCAUAUGACGAACUCAAAGAGGCAAUAUCACAGGGAAAAUGGGCAAGGGGUCCAUGGGUAGGAAGUGAUGAAGACGAACAGACGGUCAAAGAAGAAACUGGAGCAACCCUUAGAUGUUUUCCUUUCGAACAACCUCAGGGGCCAAAGAAAUGCCUGAUGACGGGCAGUCCAGCAGAUGAAGUUGCAAUUUUUGCUAAAUCUUACUGAUCACAACACAAGGCCAUAUCCGUAAUCAGCUGACCGAGCCCAACUGAUCGGUGGAGCUGUGUAUGAAAAGCAGAAUGAAGAAGAAAACAAGACAGAGAUAUGAUUAGGGAAUUGGAAAGGGAAAGCAGAAGGAACCAAAGCAACGAAGAUAGAAUAAUUUGCUUGCGAUGACACAUUUCUUAUUGUAUUUCUCUAAAUGCAAACAUUAUGAACGGUAUUUAUGCGUUGUGUCAUGUGUGAUACGAAGGUUUUGUUAUGGCAAAAGUGCAAAUUUUUAAGCGUCCAAUUGUUGGGCGAUGAA
This is a messenger RNA of Cynara cardunculus var. scolymus (artichoke), 1989 nucleotides long. RefSeq names its product proline--tRNA ligase, chloroplastic/mitochondrial. Gene Ontology annotation, biological process: prolyl-tRNA aminoacylation. The coding region runs from base 54 to 1688 and encodes 544 amino acids. The record is from RefSeq and is a predicted model, not a curated record. The transcript is spliced from 12 exons. Gene Ontology annotation, cellular component: chloroplast stroma; cytoplasm; aminoacyl-tRNA synthetase multienzyme complex. Gene Ontology annotation, molecular function: proline-tRNA ligase activity; ATP binding. Lineage: Eukaryota; Viridiplantae; Streptophyta; Magnoliopsida; Asterales; Asteraceae.